Magallana angulata is the source of this 6046-nucleotide messenger RNA. RefSeq lists its product as uncharacterized. NCBI's taxonomy places the organism in Eukaryota, Metazoa, Mollusca, Bivalvia, Ostreida, Ostreidae. The transcript is spliced from 9 exons. The record is from RefSeq and is a predicted model, not a curated record. Bases 220 to 1644 code for a protein of 474 amino acids.
UAAAACUUUAUUGCUAUGAACCUAGUUAAUGUAUCAAACAAAUGUAAUAUUAAAACGAUAUUCCAAAUGUGUUCUAAAAUGUAGGUGUAUAAUUUCCGUGUUAUGCUAUGUAAGCACCGCAGUUGUUGUGUUUGUGAUUCAUCACGCUUGUUAACAUAAAUGUUCCAAGUUCAUGAAGCAUUGUGAAGCUCUGAAGAUUGGUAUGAGAAAGUAUCGAAGAUGUUUUCCGUUAAAACAUUGAUCUACAUGAUUGUCCUAACCAAAAACGAGUUCUUGCCAGUUUCAAGUAAGAUCAUACAAGAUGUACAAAUUUGUGACUACCAGAAGGAAACGGAUUUCGGUCUUCAAAUUAACGGCUCUGUUAGAGGAUCCCUAGAAAGCUUACCAAAAAUAAUAAAAGGCUUUUUAUCAAUAUCAAAAUAUCCUUCAGAUGAAGAAAAAAUCAUCAAGCAGUAUCUUGACAAAUGUAAACAAAGUCCAGAUUGUCGACUUCGAAUCGCAUUGGACAAGAAAAAUACAAACUCAAUGACCCUUUGUGUAAUUGUGAGUGAAGAGACAAUUUGUUUUAUCUCCACAUGUACGUGUUCUGCAAACCGUAAUCGACGAGAAAUCCCAUCCCCUCUGAUUACGGAAAAUCCCAAAGGACCAAACAUCAAAAAACCCAUUUGUAGUUUCAAAAUUAAUUCCACAAAUACUAUAUCUGACAAAAAUCGAAGAAAUUGUACAAAUCCAAAAGAUGACAUGUUUGUAAUUCUCAAAGAAAAUACUACCAUCGGAUCCGGAUCAAAGGAAAAAAACCCGAGAAGUUAUGAGGAGGAAAAUAAACGAGAUGUUUCAGGUGAUAUCAAGUUGAUACAUGGAUUUUUCAUCGGACUCGGCAUAGGGGCUGUAUUGGGAGGUUUUGCAACUGUUCUUUGGUUCAAGAGAAAAUCGACUAUGCCAAAAAUAAUGUCAGUGGUUAAUGGGAUAUACAAAAGCGGAAAACCUAAGGAUGAUGAGCUGUAUCUCCAUGAAGUCACUGAAUACUCAGAAAUACCAGAUUUAGAGCAAAAGAAUGAAUUCCACCAAUAUUUAGACAGUCCUAAACAUGUAACUCGUGCGAAAUUCCACGCAUCUCCAUCUCUUGUCGUUCCUGCCGAUACGUGUGAACACAACUUUCAGAAGGAUGACAAAGAUAAUAAGGUACAUACACACGGUAGGGGACUAGUUGAAAAUCCAGGUUUAGCUCCUUUGAGGAGCUCAAAUGAGUCUGAUAUUCAACAAGAAAAAGAAUGUCAUGUCAACAGUGGAAUUAAACAGGAUACUUAUUUACUUUCUUCCAAUAUGAUUGAUGUCACAAAAAGUCAUGACGUAUGUAAAGAUUUUUCAAUAGACAUAGCUGACGUGGACAUAACUACUAAAACCAAAGAAAACAAAAUAACGGAAACACACACUGAAGAGCUGGAAAAUCUCAACAGCAAUUCUACGUACUUCGUUUUGAGUGCAGAUAGGAAUAAAAAGUCUAUUCCCGAAUUUACCAGUUGUAAAGAUGAGUCCGAAAACAGCAAACUUCAAAACACGGAAAAGAACGAGGAGACAGAAUGCAAGAAAGUGGACGGACAAGAUAAUGAGAGGGUGUAUUUUGAGCUGACUAAAUUUUCCUGAUGUCAAAUAACCGGGACUCAACAGGUCGUUAUAAAUAGAAAAGUUUUUUAUUUGGUUUACAGCUCAUCAGCUUUAACUAACGAAUCAUACAGAACAGAGACACAAACUUGGACGUAGAAUAUUCCGACUAUAUAUCAAAAUUGACUAAGUGAUGGUACUCAAACAUAUGGAGAGUUGUUCAGUUGUUCAUUGGAUAAUUGCAAGUACUUCCCGGAUAUAGACACUUCCUUUUGCAAAGAGCUAACAAUGCUAGAUUCAUCUAUUCCAAUUAUGGUUACAUGUACAUAUAAUAUCUUUUCAAGUUAAACGUCAAUGCUAAUUAAGCGGUUUUUUCUUUAACUUGUGCAAAAUACGAAUUUCGUUAUCUGGACAUUUGUGUUAAAAUCAAUGUAUGUAUGUCGAUAAACUGGGUUUUUUCUUAUGUAAAAUAAGUUUAUGUUCGUGCAUAUUACUUUGUUUACUAAGGUACUGUUUAGUAAAAUAUUUUUGUCUUAAACCAUGUGAAUGAUACAUGAGGUACAAAACAAUAUUCACAAAUGACAAAAUAAAGGUCAUGUAAGGAAGAAUAAUCAAACACUUUUUAGAAUGAUAAUGAUUUUAGAAGCAUUGACAAGCUGUGUAAUGAUUAUCUGUGAUGCACAUGAGACUCUUGAAUUUAUAAGUAUAAUCAUUAUAUGGUUAAAACAUUUCAUACCAAUUUAUAUGUACAAUAUGGACUUAACGUUUGACAUUCCUUUUGAAUUGUGAUUUAUCGCCCAAUGAAUAUUUAUCACAUAGAAAUAUUUAAAACAUUUUCUUCGUUAUUCGAUCUUCUUAUGUCAAUUGAAAGUUUGUGGUAAUUUUGUGGAAAUAUUAAACAAAUUGUUUGGAACUCUGUUUAGAUAAAUUCAUUUUAAGACUUAUGCAGGCAUCAAGAAGUAUCCUUUAUUCUAAUUAACCAAUCUUUUACAAACUGAUUUAAAUAUAUUUCUGUAACAAUACAUUUUAGCCAACAGAUAAUAGUAAAUAUUUGAAUAAUUUCUUUCUUUAAAAAUUCCAUCCAGCAUACUUUGUUUGUAUUUUAAGCUAUGAGUGCAUAUACGAAGUUAUAUAAAUUCAGUUAUAAAACUACUUAAAAAAAUGAACAAAAUCCUUUUAUAAGAUAUCGGUAUUUUCGUGACGAUCGAUAGAGGUAGAGGUAGAUUCGACUCAUGCUUUUAUUUAAAUUAAAAUCCAUUAAACAGCCGCAUGGGAAAAUCAAAUUUCUCAUGUUUCUAAAUACCCCGUAUUUUUCAUAGUUUUUUUUUUUUUUUUUUUAGAUAUGCUCAAUUUGUUGGUUUUCGUAUUUCUAAUUUAAAACUAUUUUCAAUGAAAAAGUAUAUAAGAUCGACCCGACUUUUAAGCGAUAAAAAUAUCCUUGUUAUUAUUACUUUUAUUUCAACAGAUUGAAAGAGAUUAAAAUAAUCGUACAUGAUCACUAUUUUAGUUUCCAAUUUUUUGCUCAAAUUCUUCACCCAUGUAAUAAUAAUUAGUAUAAAGUUGAUUUCUAAGCCAUUAAUGAACAAUAAAGUAGAAAGAUUUCAUCUUGUUUAACUUGCAUAAUACAUUUAUAACAUGUUGUGCGUUUUAUAUGUAACCUAUAUUUACCAUUGAAUAUAUACCUAAUGUAUAUAAUGUAUUGAACAUACUUAUAAUGCAUUGAAAACAUCAACUAUUCUCAUCAUUGGUUAACCUUAUUAACCCCUAACAAGAUUCUCUUACCACGUUAAUUGCUUGUUUAAAGUCUGUAGAUGCAUAGUAAAGUUUUUGUUCAUUGCAUAAGGCAUGCAUUUACGCUAAAAAAAAACCUUAUCUUUUGUACAUGUAGUAGAGUCAGGUAUAUUACAUUCCUACUAACCCUGCCUAGUGGGUUAACCCUUUAGCUCGAUCUGUAGAGUGCUGGACUGGUGUGCCAAAGGAUCCUGGUUCAAACCCCCAGCAGAGGCAGUAAGUGUCUCUGUCACAUUUGGCGCCCACAUUAACGUACAUUUUAAAUCAUUCCCUAAAACCCGUUGACCUUAUGUUAUAAAUUCUACAUUCUUGGCAAUAUCAUUCCAAUGUGUCUAUAGUUUGCAAGUACACAAUUCGUUUAAAAUAGUCGGGGAUGUUUGGGUCGCCCCUUAAAUGUGACUAUUUAUUGAACAAUACCAAUAAGCUAAUCUUUUGAAACAAUACGGAAAUAAAAACAAAACCCGUAAAAAAUGACGUCAUAACAAAAACACAUUAUACUAGCACUGCUGGACAUAGAUGUUUGUUAUAUAUUUUGUUUAUAUUUUUUCAGUUUAACUCUUGGGAAAUGUAUGUCUGCAGUAAAUCAUCAAUUUAAGACACAAUGAUAAUAAAUAUUGAAAUCACAUUCGAUUACAUCGUAAUGAUUAAAUAAUCUUUGUAAUCCACUUAUUAGAUUAUUAUAAGGAACGAGGAGAUAAUUUAUAAAAUCCUCUCGUGAUUUGACUUUUUUUUUAUAAUUGCGUCGUUUUAAUUAAUGUCAGUAUUUAAGUUUAUUGAUGCUAAUAGCCAACCAAUGGCACGUUCCAAUGUUCAAGUGAAACAAUAUAAAAUUUAAAAGGUUUACUUGUCAACAAAUUAAGGCCAGAUUGUUAAUAAAUCGAAAACCUAAACCAUUUUUCCAUUGCGGAACACAAAUUUUCUACAAUUACUGCAGUUAUAAUGCAGUGCUCUGAACUAUAACUGAAUGUUACAAAACUACAUCUAGCAGAGCCUUUACUUUUUUUUCACCAAUGUCUAAAGGGCCAAAUGUUUUUCAAAAAAACCCUAAAAACUACCCUCGAACAAAAACACUAUCGGAACUUGCAUGUACUGCUCUUAUAUCGGUAUAGCAUAACAUAAGUAUGCUCUUUUUUGCUUUGUGUAUGAUCUAAGAGAACCUUGGCUGACGGUUCAUUUCGUGAUUUUUCAUUUACUUUUAAAAUGUAGAGAAUAACAACUUAAAAAUAUAAGGAAUCAAGAAAUAAGGGAAAUGACAAGUGUACUGAAUAAAAGAACGGGUUUCAUUAGAUGCUACUUACCGUAACAAUUAUAAUAAUGCUAAUAUUUUAAUUUAUAUUUGUUCCCACAUUUUAGGUGUGUGCUGUAACUAAGGGUUAAUACACAUGAUGCAUUAUGGCAUUUUUGCUUCGUUGAAAAUUUAUUUUUUCGAAUGUUGAUGUUGAAGUAACACCUUUGUUGAAAAAUGUAAUUCCUUCAACUCCAUGAAAUUAUUGUUUAUAUACACAAAGGGGUUAUUUUUUUGUAUUACGAGCUGUAAUUGCCAUGUUGUGAUUUUCGUUACAAAGACUAAGCUUUUCUUCAUUUUGUGAAUAUGUUGAAAUAUGUGGUAUAAAUUGUUCCUGGUCCGAUCAAUCAAUCUUUUUUAAUUCCGUCAACUGCUAGUUCCGUGAUAUCGUAACGUCUUUACCAUUUAUAGACAUUGUUAUGUCCGUGUCAACGUAAUAUAGUAUCUGUAUAUGUAUAUUAUCUAAGAUAUUUGAAAAAAAAAACCAUUUUCACAUUUCUGUUUAACUAGUGAAUAAAUUGUAUACUGUGUUUUAUUUUAAAGAGACAUUGGACAUUGUGAAUUGAAACAUCUUAUUGUGCUUGACUGAACAGACUUGGAGGCUGUCGUGGCAUACUUACAAAAUAAAUGUAUUGUUGUUACUACAAGAUGGUAAAAAAAUUACAAACUUUCACUUUUAUGUUUCAACCCAUUUAAGAUUUUCUUCUAUUCCUGUUUUGUUGAAUUUUUUUGGUAUGCCUUCUAGAUCUGUGAUAAAAAUGUACCAUAACAUUUAAACACGCAUCUUUGACAUGAUAAAUACGGUAUGAUUUUAAUGGCUUUGUAUCAUUUAUUGAAGUAAUGUCAACCGAUGAACUAUAAAACUAUGAAUAACUUGUGUAUUGUUGAUGUACUUAUUAAUAUAUCAUAUAAGAAUAAUUCUGUGUUUUGAAACCCCUAUUUGCAGCUGCAGAAAAAAAUAUUCCAACAGGGAAAUUUAAUAAAAACUGUCAACAUUGGUUAUUCAUUAAAAGCACAGCAAUUUAAAACAUAAAGAGCAAAAUUUCGAAAACAAAAAAGGGACCGGACGAACAAAAAUUAAGCAGUGAGUACAGGUGAAUUAAAUACUUAAAGAAAAAUAAGCAAAAUAUAUUAUGAAACACUAUGUUUAUGACCAACCCCAAUCCAGAUUUUAUGAUAUUUAUUUCAAAGCAACACGUGCGUGAGUGUAAGCUCUCGAAAGUGUCAUAAAUUGUGUACAGGACAACAAAUACAAAUUUUAAGCAAAAGCUUAAAGGGACUUGGACACGAUUUUACCUAAAAUUUUUAAAUUUUAUUUUCCCGUUCAUAAUUCUUUGUUUUGUUAACAAGGCUCGAAUAUUGUCAUUU